GAUAAGCAGCAAAGGGCGGCUUGCCACAGCUUAGUCAGUCACAGAAGAAGAAAAAGACAGUCGGAAGUUUUUCUUGUUUCUCUUCCAUUUUUUUUUUUAUUCUUCAUUUUAUUUUUAAGGGUUGAAGCUAAAGGGGUCUCUAAGUAUGUGUACUGGAAAGUGUUCCCGGCUUAUUGGGUUGGUGUUGAUCCCUGCGGCCUUUGCUUGUAUUAUAGCAAACCUGCUUCUGCUGUUUCCAAAUGCAAAGUCGCUCGACAGCGACCACAUCACUCUGCAAGCAUGGCUGAUGGGAGGAAUAGUUGGUGGCGGCUUGUUCAUGUUAUGUCCUGGCUGCUCAGCAGUAAGAGCUGGAGGGAAGGGUUGCUGUGGAGCUGGUUGCUGUGGCAACCGUUGCCGGAUGUUGAACUCUGUCUUCUCGUCUGCGUUCGGGGUGCUUGGAGGACUCUACUGCGUCAGUGUGUCUUCUGCUGGGCUGGCUAACGGACCCAAGUGCCUGACCGCGAAUAACAUGUGGGAGUAUCCCUUUCAGGGCACGCAAGGAAAUAGGAGUUACCUGGUGAACAAGGACAUGUGGGAGAAGUGCUUGGAGCCCAAAAACAUUGUGCUGUGGAACAUCGUCCUCUUCUCAAUCCUCCUGGGGCUUGGGGUCCUGGAAGUGAUCCUGUGUGGGAUCCAGGUGUUCAACGCGUGCCUGGGCUGCGUGUGCGGAGACUGCCGCAAAAGACGAAAUGACGAUGAUGGAGGCUUAUGAAAAAAAGAAAAAAGAAAAUCACUCCAGUUGACCCCAAAAAUGAUAUGAAUUCUGAAACUCUCUCUCUCUAUAUAUUCUCUUUUUAGGGGCUGAUAAUAUUGCUAACUUUGUGGUAUUUAGUAUUUACACCAUUAAGCACGUUUCCUAUAAUGUACAUUUUUCUUGAUGAUAAUUAAGUUCAUUUUUAUUAAAUUAUGCAGAUGUUAAUUUUGUUUAAGUUAUGGUAAACUGUUUUGCUUCUUUCGCCAACUUCUGUUUUUGAAAUGAUGCAAGGCUGUUGGACAUAAAUGCGUUCUGAGAAAUUUCAUUA
Messenger RNA from Acipenser ruthenus (sterlet), 1061 nucleotides. It is a transcript of the gene tm4sf5, whose product is annotated as transmembrane 4 L six family member 5. The record is from RefSeq and is a predicted model, not a curated record. Lineage: Eukaryota; Metazoa; Chordata; Actinopteri; Acipenseriformes; Acipenseridae. Gene Ontology annotation, cellular component: membrane. The coding region runs from base 146 to 751 and encodes 201 amino acids. The transcript has 5 exons.